Molecule: messenger RNA, 2802 nt
Organism: Myxocyprinus asiaticus (Chinese sucker)
Lineage: Eukaryota; Metazoa; Chordata; Actinopteri; Cypriniformes; Catostomidae
Exons: 4
Coding region: 169-1338 (389 amino acids)
Molecular function (GO): GTP binding
Source: RefSeq, a predicted model, not a curated record
AUCACAUCAAUCACUUCUCAUUAAACCGAAAGUAAAAUUCUCUCAGACAUUUUGCUGAAGCUCAACAUCGGAGGACAUUUUACCUCGACUGCAGUGUGUGUUCAUUUGGACUGCUUCAUUGAUUUUCCUGGAGGAAGUGUGUUUGAGUAAAGAGAACAGGAUCCUGAAAUGAUGUAUCAGAGAUUACAGAACACAGAGGUGAUGAGAGAGGAAGAUGAUGAACGUCGGCUGCUGUUGAUCGGUAAAACUGGAGGAGGGAAAAGCUCAACAGGAAACACCAUCUUUAAUGAUAAUGUGUUUCAUUCAGAAAUGAGUUCUUCAUCAGUGACCAGACGAUGUCAAACACACACUGAUACUGUUAAUAACAGAAGAGUGACAGUUAUUGAUACUCCAGACUUUAAGUUCUCCACUGAUAGAGACUUUGAUUCAGACUCUGAACUGAAGAGAGCUCUUGAUUUAUCUUCUCCAGGUGUUCAUGUGAUCCUCCUCAUUCUGUCUUUAAACACUUUCACAGAACAGGAGAAGGAGUUUGUGGAGUGGUUUGAACAGAUCUUUGGUGUAGAAGUGUUCAGAUAUACUAUACUGCUCUUAACUAAUGAUAAGCCACAUAUUAGACCAGUAGGAGAACUGAUCAGAGAAAAUGACCAUCUGUUAAAUCUUGUUAAUCAUUGUGGUGGGAGAUAUCAUGAAUUGAACAAUAAAGAUCGAUCAAACAGAAGGCAGGUGACUGAACUCCUGGAGAAGAUCGACAGAAUGGUGUCUGACAACACAAACACCUGCUACAGUCUAGAGAUGCUGCUGGAGACUCAAAGAAGAGCUGAAGAUCAGAAGAGAAGAGAGGAGGAGAGGAAAGAGAGAGAGCGUAAAGAGGAAUUAGACAGAGUCAGAAGAGAGACAGAGAUUCGUGUGAGGAGAGAAAUAGAAAAGGAAGGGCAGACUGGGAAAAGGGGAAACUGUCCAAGAUUUAUGCAGUCAAAUCUGAAAUAUUUCUGUGUAAUUAUGUUUUUUGCUGUAGCAACAGGAGGUAUUUUGGUGUGGAAGAAAGGGUCUUUACAUGGAUGGACUUUCACUAGGGGUUGUGCUACAGGAGGUUCAGCAGCAGCUGCGGGAGUUAUCACAGGGAAACUCUGGAGAUUAGUGUUGAAGAGUCUGUUUAUUUGUUCAUCUUCUCACGAGCAUCCCAGAACUGUUAGUCUGUUAGUUUUGAAGACAGCAGGUGUGAUGUGUGGUUCAGUCACUGGAGGAGUGAUCGGUCACUAUGUAGGGGGAAGUCUAUUUCCUGUUACAGUGUUAGCAGGAUUUGCUGGAGCUGCUGGAGCUUUUGUAUCAACACACUGAAGCUGCUAAUGGUUCACCACUCAUGAUGAUUAUAAUGUAUGUACCAGAAAGACAAGUUUUUCUACAUAGUAAGAGAAGCCUCGAAAAGCCCCUCUUAAACAUUCACUGCAAAACUCAACUAACUUGUGCUAAUUGAAUUCUUCUGGAAAUGUGCACAUAUUUUCCUUGUGUAAAUAUUUCUGUAUUAUUGUUUUCUGUUGCCCAGGUAUGAAUUCUCUGAAUAAUAAAAAAGGUCUGAAAGAAUGAAAAUUGUAUUUUAUUAGAUCUCUCUGCUGAUCCAUCAGUAAAUACAAUUGUGUGUAAUUUUCAAAUAGCAAAAAACUCUGUUGUUACGUGAACUCUUCUAUGAACUAAGAGGCACAUUCAAGGGAAGAGCAAGAACAGAUUUUAUUGAUUAUGUACAUUCAACUAUUGUUUUUGUACCAAACAAAGACAUUAAUUCUCUCAGGUGCUAGGACAAAUAAAUGAUGCUUAAUAUUAUUUGCACAACAUAAGUUUAUACUGCAAUAGCAAAACAUAUUUCAAAACAAUAUAAUGGAAAGUAAUUUGAGUAAAAAUAGAUAUAAAAAAUAUAGUGCUGCUUAAUUAGUAGAUAUGAAUAUACAUACACUGGCUGGCAAAAAUGAAAAGUCACAUACUCUAAUAGUUCUUGGACCGCCUUUAGCUUGGAUUCUGGCGUGCAUUCAUCGUGGCAUUGUGUGUGUGAAAAUGCUCUUACUUUUAUUUGAAUCAACUACAUUGUGUGUCAAAUAACUCAUUUGUCAUGAGAUCAUCAAUACUAAAAAGUGUGAAUUACUUUGAAUCUACAUAAGCCUAACAUGUUAGACCAACAAUAUCUAUUACGCUGUCCCAACUAGCUUUUAACAAAGUUUGAUCAAAGUCUGAUUAAAAAACAAUAAUAAUAAUAAUGUUGAAAACUUAUUGCAGCAUAAAUAAAUUGUGGUUAAUGUUAUAAUAAUAAUGAAUAAUAAUAAUUCCGGAACCCUAGGAUCAGCGACUGUAUGCCAACGCGCUGACAUGUGGCAUUUCCGAUCAGACGUUUACAUCGGUUUCACUAUGGUUACCUUCCCACAUGACACAACUGACAGCAAAUUAAAUCAGCAGCGUGAGAGACGACGGUUCAAAUCCACAGUGAAACCAGGUGGUGACCACAUUUGCAUAAUCAAUGACAAGUGUAAUUUGGAGGUUGCACUUUUGCCUCUAACAUUACAUUUUCAGUCCAUUAAUGGUUAGGUUAAGGUUUGGGUUGGGGGAUAGAAUCCAUAAAAUAUGCAUUCCUCUUCACUAUACAGUUGUGCUCAAAAGUUUGCAUACCCUUGGAGAAUUGGUAAUAUAUGUACCAUUUUUAAAGAAAACAUGAGUGAGCAGGCAAAACACAUCUUUUAUUUCUUAUGGGAUUCAUAUUCAACUGUAGGUUAUAACAGAAUGGCACAAUCAUAAAACAAAACAAAUGACUCCUGUUUA